Molecule: messenger RNA, 3005 nt
Organism: Pieris napi
Lineage: Eukaryota; Metazoa; Arthropoda; Insecta; Lepidoptera; Pieridae
Gene: rtet
Product: major facilitator superfamily domain-containing protein 10
Exons: 8
Coding region: 207-1652 (481 amino acids)
Biological process (GO): transmembrane transport
Cellular component (GO): brush border membrane
Molecular function (GO): transmembrane transporter activity
Source: RefSeq, a predicted model, not a curated record
AGUAUUAAGUCAGUGUUCCUUCGUCGUUGUAGUAUUGAGUUAGUAUUUGUGUUUUCUUUUGUAUACACUAUACAAGUACGAGGAAUAGUUUGAGAGUACCUAAACGUUAAAAGUGAAAGUUUAUACAAUGUUUUCGUGUAAUUGCUAUACUAAAUAUUGAAUAAUAUAAAUCUAAAUUUUAAUAAGCCGUUCAUCACUACGUAAAAAUGGAAGAAGUACAUACAAACGGCGAUUUAAGGAAGAGAAAGUAUGAUGCUCACGACGCAAACGAUAUUUCAUCCCUCAAAAAGGAAACAAAGCCUGAAGUAACUGAAUAUCAGCCUUCCAACAAUAAGACAAUUGGUUUAAUUUUUGUAUCUCUUCUUUUGGACCUGCUCGCAUUUACAAUGAUUUUGCCUUUACUACCGUCGCUAUUGGACUAUUAUGAUAAAGAGGAAGGUCAUAAAGCAACUUUAUACUCUUCUCUUUUAAAUGCCGUCCAAAGAUUUCAGAAAAUAACUGGCGCUCCUGAAAGAUUUGCCUCUGUUUUAUUUGGAGGUGCACUAGGAUCUUUGUAUAGUUUUUUACAAUUCUUGACAAGCCCUAUAGUAGGAAGCCUUUCAGAUGCUUAUGGAAGAAAGCCCUUAUUACUGUUAUGUCUGAUAGGAAUAGCCUUAUCUCAUGGCUUAUGGAGUUAUGCUAGUUCAUUCAGCCUGUUUGUGUUAGCAAGGUUUAUUGGUGGUUUAAGCAAGGCCAAUGUUAGUCUUAGCAUGGCAAUUGUAACUGAUGUUUCCAAUGAUAAAAAUAGAGCUAGAGGCAUGGCUUUAAUAGGUUUGGCAUUUUCAAUAGGUUUUAUUGUGGGUCCUUUGGCCGGUGCUUGGUUUGCAAAAAACAAUGAUAAUUCCUGGGGCAUGUGGGGUGAACGACCUGCACUGUAUGCUCUGUCCCUAUCUGUUGCAAAUAUACUUCUUGUCACUUUUUGUAUACCAGAAACAUUAUCAAAGGACAAACGAUCGUCACUGUCACUAAGCCUAUCAAAAUCCCUUGAUUAUGUGUCUCCAUGGCAUUUAAUGAGAUUCAGUGCUGUAAAAAACUUAACAGCUAAACAGAGCAAAGUUCUGUAUAAGUUGGGGCUAAUUUACUUCAUCUAUCUUUUCACGUAUUCUGGACUGGAGUUUACUCUCACAUUUUUGACGCAUCACACAUUUAAAUACACUGCCAUGCAGCAGGGUAAAAUGUUUCUAGUGAUAGGUGUUAUUAUGAGUGUCCUACAAGGAGGUGCGUCACGGCGUCUAGGCGCGCGCGGAGCUGUACGCGCGGCUCAACUUGCAUUGGUGUUAACUCCACUUUCCUUCUUAUGUGUCGCACAAGCCGCUGUCCCGCGACCAGCUCUCAUGAGCCCUCUCGCUUGGUUAUGGGCGGGGCUUGUACUAUUUGCUCUGUCAACGGCUUUUGCGGUAUCGUGUAUGACAUCGAUGGCGGCGUCUCAUUCACCUGAAGACUCUCGAGGGGCCGUUUUGGGCACAUUACGAUCUCUCGGAGCCCUAGCUCGCGCCGCUGGUCCUUUAAUUGCUUCCACAGUAUAUUGGUGCUCAGGCGCAGCUGUAACCUACACCAUUGGUGCGGUAAUUCUAAUCAUUCCAGCUGUUAUGUUGUGUAGACUGAAAACGUAAACCUUCAAAAGGUUCUUUAAUAUUGUUCACUGCCAACAAGUUAUUUGUUUAAAUUUGUACGGGAACAUCAAUUCUAAUAUGUUUCAAUUUUUUAUUGCUUUUUUUGCGAUAACGAUAACAAAGAUUUUUUAUUGUCAUAGAGUAAGUUUUGGAGUCGAGGUUUAGCGGAAAUUACGAAUGUCAAAAACGUUAUACAUUUGUGAUGGUGGGGUCAUAGUUCGCGCUAGGUCUGGCUUGUCUAAUUUCAAAAUAGGUAUAACAACAAAAUCGAUAACAAAAAAACAAUAAUGAACCUUAAAAUAUAAUAACUAAAAUAUAUUAUUAAAAGAAGUCCCUUUAGGCAAGGUUCCGAAGAUAUAGCAGCGUUCCCUCUUUGAAUAGCUAGACUAAAUCUUUGUCCGAGGUAGCUGCCAGCUCUUCGGUCUCCUGUGAUGUCGACUAACCUUUUUGCUAUUUCCUUAAAAAGCCUUAUAGCGCUAGGACCCCACGGACCAAGGGUCUCAACACCGAAUGGGACGAAAUAAUAUUCGGAGCCUGUAAAUUGUGUUACAUAUAAUAAAAAAAAUUGUUUUGGCUUAGGUGGAUUAUAUAUAUUGAUGUGCAAUCAUUUAAGAUUUUUGUAUUUUAUCCGCGAUAAAUUAAAAUCAUUUAUUCGUCGCGAACAAAAAGCACAUUGAUUUAUUUAUUUUUAAAAUGUAUGUUGAGCUAUAAGUGCAAUUGUGUGAUUGUUUUAUUUAUGAACAAAGUUCUAUUAACUUUAAAUUUCCGAAGUAUUAAAUUAUUAUUUGAAGUAUUUAGUAGGGUUACAUUUGAGCAAAUAGGAGUACUGUUAAGUACUGACUGAAAUAAAAGACUAUUUGUAGUAUUGCUAGUAAAAAAUUAUAAGAUUAAAAAAUCAGUUAUAUAAAUAAACGAAACGUGAGUUGAUAUUGUCUUGCAAACCCGAAUAUUUGUGUAAUAUUUUUUUAUAAACAGUAACUAUAAGCCGUGUUUAAUAUUUAUUUACUUCGUUAUAUAACCGUUUAUUAUUUAAAACAUUACGAGACUUUUUUAUCAACUAUGUAUUUAUAAUCAACAUUUCAUAACCAUUUUGGUAUCUGCGGGACAAAAACCUGGCUUGACCAACAUUUGAAUUUUAUUGAUAUAAAUCAAGACAAACUAUAAAUGUGAGAUGAUGUCAUUUACUGCCGGUAGAAGGUUUUUGUUUCACUUGUGAUAUUAACUGGUUAUGAAACAUACAACAUUCAAGUGUUUUAAAGUAUUGUUUACAUAAUUGGAAUUUUUCCAGAUUUUUUUUUCUACAAUAUUUCAGAUUUAUUACCUUUUUAAAAAUAAUAUAUCAGUAUUAAAGUA